Paralichthys olivaceus (Japanese flounder) is the source of this 3152-nucleotide messenger RNA. The record is from RefSeq and is a predicted model, not a curated record. NCBI's taxonomy places the organism in Eukaryota, Metazoa, Chordata, Actinopteri, Pleuronectiformes, Paralichthyidae.
AUGGGGAAUCUGUUAAAUGUGCUCACUUGCACAGAGCUUGAACAGGGGCCAAACUUUUUCCUUGACUUUGAAAAUGCACAGCCGACAGAAGGAGAGCGAGACGUGUGGAACCAGGUGAACUCGGUCCUCCAGGACUCAGAGAACAUCCUGACGGGCCUGCAGUCGUAUAAAGGAGCCGGCCAGGAGAUCAGAGAUGCAAUUCAAAACCCUAACGACUUCAUGCUGCAGGAGCGAGCGUGGAACUCUGUCUGCCCCCUGGUCAUCAAACUCAAGAAGUUCUACAGUUUCUCUCUUAGAUUAGAGGAGGCUCUACAGAGUCUUUUGGAGUCGCUGACGAGUUCGCCCUUCACGCCCACUCAGCACCUGGAGAGGGAGCAGGCCUUGGCCAAACAGUUUGCAGAGAUCCUCCAUUUCACUCUGCGCUUCGAUGAGCUCAAGAUGAGAAUUCCUGCCAUCCAGAACGACUUCAGCUACUACAGAAGAACAAUCAGUCGAAACAGAAUAAACAACAUGAAUUUGGACAUUGAGAAUGAAGUGAACAACGAGAUGGCCAACAGGAUGUCUCUGUUUUACGCUGAGGCCACACCCAUGCUGAAAACACUCAGCAACGCAACCACAAACUUUGUGACAGAGAACAAGACGCUUCCACUGGAAAAUACGACAGACUGUCUCAGCACCAUGGCCAGUGUCUGUAAAGUCAUGCUGGAGACACCAGAAUAUUCGAGUCGCUUCAGCAGCGAGGACACGCUCUUGUUUUGCAUGAGGGUCAUGGUCGGGGUCAUCAUUCUUUACGACCAUGUCCACCCCAACGGUGCCUUCAACAAGUCCUCCAAGAUAGACAUGAAAGGCUGCAUAAAGGUCCUGAAGGACCAGCCAGCAGACAACGUAGAAGGCCUCCUCAAUGCCCUCAAAUUCACCACAAAACACCUGAAUGACGAGUCCACGCCGAAGAACAUCCGGACGAUGCUCCAGUAAUAUUUGCUCUUUUUAAAAAAUAUAGAUAGAUAUGAAGAGGAUCGAUGCUCUGACCUCAAAUAAGAUGUAUAUGUUUACAUUAUUUAAAAAGACUCGAUGUUAAUACUUGUGUGUAUUUGCAUAGUCAUUCCCUCCAAGUUAUUGAAACCUGCAGAACACGUACCUUGUACUUUGCAAAAAAAAAAAAAAAUGAAAGCAUCACAUGAAUUGCCUCUACUGUUAACAGCUGUCAAAGCACAGAUGAUGGAUACCUAUCAGCCUUAUACUAGAACUGAGCUUUGCAAAGCAGCACUUGGAAAUAAAUCAACAAGGCAGCAUGGAAAUCUCCUUACUUAAAUCUUUUCAAUCAUUUAUGUGACAAUGGAAAAAGUGUAGCGCACAGAUUUUAGUCAAAAUUGUGUCUCAAACAGGUUCUCGUUUAUAUCACAAUGACUCAUUUCUAGAAACCACAAGUGAAGUUGAUUCUAUGUUUUCGCUUGAUUUACAAAGAAUGAAAGUCAAUGACAGGAUAUGAUACUAAUCAAUGUUAAGUGGACGUUUCUGUUGCAUUGAGGGGCUAAAUGUUGGAGCAGAUAAGGGAUUGAUCGGUUUGAUGAAAUGGUAAAAGCAUUUGGGUGUUUUCUCUUUUUAUACCCAGCUGUUGUAUAAAAUAAAUAGAUCCACUUUACACAGUCAAAGAUCCUGUUUGUCAACGUUUGCUUCUUCUGAUUGAAAACGCUGUGAUGAUAAAUCACAAAAUCCAAUCAACCAAACAAAUAUUUUAUUUAAUUGUUCUGUGACAGUGCUCUGAAUGAUAGUUGUGUGUUUAUGCCUUGUUCUAAAUUACUUUUCUGGCUUUUUUUACUGAAGAGAAAAUAAAUCCCCUGAAGAAAGGCCCAAAAAUGAUUAAAUCCUAAAUCAAUGUGUUCUCAUGUGAACCUGUUUUUAAAAACUCUUUGUAAUUCAGCUCUGGAAAGACAUAAUUGACCAGGUUUUUAUUUUUAUAUGACUUUUGAUAUUGUGACAUGUCCAAAGCGACAUCUAAGUGUACAUCGCCCUUGUACAAAACUCUAAUAAUUGUCUCAGAUAAAUCAAACCACAAAUUUCAUAACCUAAAAGCUGAUAGUUUGAAAUAAUCUACACAAAAUUUGCCUUCAAUUGGAUUUUUGAAUUAGGAGGACUGACUCUCAAGUCUUGAGCCUUCAGGCAGCUGUGUGUCAUUGUCACUCAUCAUAAGAAACUCUUACUGUAUUUCUGAUAGCCCAGCUCAUUUUACUAACAGGACACCACACACAUUCCUGAUUGUCCCUCGGUUCAUCCACUUGUAGCUGCUCCUAACCUGAUAAAACUAACCUCGUUCACAUGGUCGGACAAUCUCGUCACCUGUGAUGGUUUUACGUUGUACUCUAUUAAUGCUAUGGUUCACGUUCUCUAAUGUUGAUGAAGGUUAGAACACGUUUGUAUUUGAGGAUACAUAUAAUAAGUAUCUCCCAUCAGUUUUGUUUUUCGUUAAAUUCUUGUCAAAUCAACUUUUCCAGAGAAACAACUGGACAGACUUCUUCAACUUUCACUUUCCCCACAUUAUCAUCACCUGUGAAGCUAACAACUCUUAGCAUUAAACCUGUGACACCUGUAUUCAUUUAAUUUCAUAAGCCACAUAUACCCUCCACUGUACCUCACACACUCCCUCCUGAUUAAUGCAUCAUUAUUAAAUUAACAUGUCAGGUAUCUAACAUUCAAAUAAGUCUUGUUUAUUUUUCAUCCUCUUGUAUUUAGUAAUAUAUAUGUCUGUGUGUGUCUGUGUUUGUGUGUGAGCGUGAUUGAGCGAGCCAUACGUUUGAUGCAAUGUUUUAUAUGCAACAAGUGAAAACUACAUGAAUGAGACUUAACGUGAGGUGUACGUAUGAUACUGAUAUUUCAUGUGUGACUGGAGUGUUGUUUUUUUAAAUACAGUCUUCUGUCAUGAUUGAUGUACACAAAGCUUCCCUCUUUGCUGAUGAUAUGCUACUGUGUGUUGAGUGCAAAAUGUUUUUAAUACUGAGACAAAAUCUUUUUCUCUUUUUUGUCUUAAACUGACAGUUAUUGUUUAAUAUUUUUGGAGCUUGGACUCUCUGUUUAUAUAAAUGGCUUUGGCUUUGUAUUGCGUUCUGAAUGGGGAAAUAUGGAUUGGAUAAUAAAGGUGGUACAUUUCUUACACA